Messenger RNA from Silurus meridionalis, 2173 nucleotides. RefSeq names its product DnaJ heat shock protein family (Hsp40) member A2a (gene dnaja2a). Gene Ontology annotation, molecular function: ATP binding; Hsp70 protein binding. Gene Ontology annotation, cellular component: cytosol; cytoplasm. The record is from RefSeq and is a predicted model, not a curated record. The coding region runs from base 78 to 1316 and encodes 412 amino acids. Gene Ontology annotation, biological process: protein refolding; response to heat. The transcript is spliced from 9 exons. NCBI's taxonomy places the organism in Eukaryota, Metazoa, Chordata, Actinopteri, Siluriformes, Siluridae.
CCGCCCCAGGAGGUUAAAGUAGUCCCAUUGCGCAUGCGUCUGUUUUCUCUCUUCACCUCACUGCGCUGAGCUUCACCAUGGCGAACGUUGCUGACACAAAACUCUACGACAUUCUCGGCGUGUCUCCUUCAGCGUCCGAAAAUGAGCUUAAGAAGGCCUACCGCAAAUUAGCUAAGGAGUAUCACCCUGACAAGAACCCAAAUGCUGGAGACAAGUUCAAAGAGAUCAGCUUUGCGUAUGAAGUGCUAACUAACCCAGAGAAGAAGGAGCUCUACGACCGUUAUGGAGAACAAGGACUGCGAGAAGGGGGCGGAGGAGGACCCGGCAUGGACGACAUCUUCUCUCACAUUUUCGGUGGUGGCCUCUUUGGCUUUAUGGGUGGUCAGGGACGCAGCCGAAACGGUGGCCGGCGGAGAGGGGAGGACAUGGUUCACCCUCUCAAGGUAUCACUUGAAGAUCUAUAUAAUGGCAAAACAACUAAAUUACAACUGAGCAAGAAUGUUCUUUGUAGCACUUGUAAUGGCCAGGGGGGGAAGACUGGUGCAGUGCAGAAGUGUGUGACUUGCCGGGGACGUGGUAUGCGCAUCAUGAUCAGACAGCUGGCUCCUGGAAUGGUCCAACAGAUGCAGUCUGUCUGCACUGACUGCAAUGGUGAAGGGGAGGUGAUCAGUGAGAAGGACCGCUGUAAAAAGUGUGAGGGGAAAAAGGUGGUAAAGGAUGUAAAGAUCCUGGAGGUGCAUGUGGACAAAGGCAUGAAACACGGCCAGAAGAUUACUUUUGGUGGAGAAGCGGAUCAGGCGCCUGGUGUGGAACCUGGAGACAUUGUCCUCGUUCUGCAGGAGAAGGAGCAUGAGACAUAUAAAAGAGAUGGACAUGACCUGCACAUGACUCAUAAGAUCGGCCUGGCUGAAGCGCUUUGUGGAUUUCAGUUUGUCCUGAAGCAUCUGGAUGGCAGACAGAUUGUGGUGAAAUAUCCAGCUGGCAAAGUCAUCGAGCCAGGUUCUUCCAGAGUUGUGAGAGGUGAGGGGAUGCCACAUUACCGCAACCCCUUUGAGAAAGGAGAUCUAUUCAUCAAAUUCGAUGUUCAGUUUCCAGAAAACAACUGGAUCAGUCCAAAGAAAUUAUCGGAAUUGGAGGAUCUGCUGCCCUCACGUUCUGAGGCUCCUGUAAUCUCCGGUGAGACAGAGGAAGUGGACCUGCAGGAAUUUGACAUGAGCCAAAGCUCAUCUGGCAGCCAUCGGCGUGAAGCCUACAAUGACAGUUCUGACGAAGAGGGUGGCCAUCAUGGCCCAGGGGUGCAGUGCGCCCAUCAGUAAUCAUGACUACCACAACCUGUCUGGAUCCAGAGAAGGAAAAAUGUUCUAGUUGCACAACAGCAGAACAACAAAGGUGUGGGUGUUUGUUUUAUUUCUUUUUAUUCUGUCUGAUUUAGUGUUUACCUUAAACAGCGAGUACACUGCUUUCCUCAGUGAACGCGCACAUGAGCCUGUAGAUCCUCCCCCCUUUCCUCUGUUCUGCCCUGCCCUUCUAGUUUCAUAUACAGGUGACCUAAUAUCAGACAGAGAAGAAGAAAAAAAAAAGGUCGUUUCUCUUUUACUUGGUGUGUAACUUGCAUUUUUGUUGUUGUUGGCGUUGCUGCUGUCAGCAUAGUAUUUAGAGUUAAUUUAAAACUAAUCCCAAUGUGCAGUUCUGGCCUUGGAUUCGAGCCUCUUUAUUUGUAAGAGUGUUUGUGUGAAAGUAAGUGAGGAGAGAAUGAGACUGUAAAAGAGAAAAGUCCUUGAAAUAAUACACACACCUUUGGGACAUAAUAUUCAUCACAUUUUUAGGUUGGUUUGUAUGCAUUUGUGCUUGAUUGAUUUUUACCACUUUACUUUGUAGAUUUUUACUUUUUUGUUUUGUUUCUUUUCUGUUAUAUUUUAAGAUCUGGAACAAGAGUCUACAGCAUUGUGUAAAGAAUUAAAGUGUUGUCAUUUAAGCUUUAUGAGCUGCAGUUAUCUAGAUUAAAUAAAACCUUCACUUGCCUGUAUCUGUCUUCAGCCCAGGUGCAUGCUGGGAAAGCACUGAAACAUCCAAAAAAUCGUAUAAUGAAACUGGGUGAGAAGCAGCUGUAGGUGUAUACCUUCUGUGGAAAUAUGUUUAUGAAAUUGUUAAAUAAAAACAAUAUCUCUCCAAA